GAGCCAUUUGGAGGUUUCGGCGCGAUGGACCCGUCGCCCGACAUGGACGCGUACUUGCGCGCGCAGAUCCGCAGCGCCUUCGACAUGUUCGACAAGGAGCGCAAGGGCUGCGUCAUCCAAGAAGAAGUGAGCACGAUCAUGCGGUACCUCGGCGCGUACCCGAGCGAGAAGGACAUCAUCAAGAAGAUUCUGCCCGAGAUGCAAGACGACGAGCCGUCGACCUUUGUGACCUACGAGAAAUUUGAAAAGAAGAUGCUCGAGGUCAUGUACAGCCACGAGUACGAGCCCGACUCGGACGAGGCGCUCAUGGCAGCCUUCCGCGUGCUCGACCCGGACAAGAAGGGUUAUCUCGAGGCCGACGUCAUGAAGGAGCUGCUCUUGACCAAAGGCACGCCCUUCCGCGAGAAGGAGCUCGAAGGCUUCAUGCACGUGGCCAAAGACGCCGACACGGGACGGAUCUACUACGAAGACUACAUCUCGCUCGUCACGCAAGAGCUCGACGUCCGCUCCGCGACCACCACCAAGUGAGAGGCUACCAACUAAACUCGAGGAGCAACGGUGGAGCGUGUUAUAACGUCACGGUGAC
This is a messenger RNA of Saprolegnia parasitica CBS 223.65, 586 nucleotides long. RefSeq lists its product as hypothetical. The transcript is spliced from 5 exons. Lineage: Eukaryota; Oomycota; Saprolegniomycetes; Saprolegniales; Saprolegniaceae. The record is from RefSeq and is a predicted model, not a curated record. The coding region runs from base 25 to 528 and encodes 167 amino acids. Gene Ontology annotation, molecular function: calcium ion binding.